Messenger RNA from Suillus clintonianus, 2025 nucleotides. RefSeq lists its product as uncharacterized. The record is from RefSeq and is a predicted model, not a curated record. The transcript has 3 exons. Lineage: Eukaryota; Fungi; Basidiomycota; Agaricomycetes; Boletales; Suillaceae. Bases 332 to 1810 code for a protein of 492 amino acids.
AUAGUAGGAGCACUAGUAGGUAGUAGGCUGGGCCACUGGGAUGUCGGGGCUUAUCUCCUGAAUCGGAUUCCUGUGUCUGAAACUCUCGGGAUGAAAAAAGUGGCAACGACCUCAAGUCGGAGUUCUUGUCAUGGCAGGCAUCGGUAGUGACCACCACUGCACUCAGGAAGGUGCAAAAUGACAGCGGGCAUUCAACCUGAGAUUUUAAUUUCAUGACCGACGUUCGGAGUCAACGAGGUUUUUUCAACCCUUGUUCGCGUCCGUGCUGUGUACUAGGCUCUAGGACUCUCUGCACUGUCGCAAUACUGCAUACUCCAUCAACACCCAAUUGAUGCAUCGGGCUCUACUCGUUUGCGAAAUCCUCCUGGAGAUAUGCACGCAUGUGAAAGUAAAUCAAGGCCGCAAGAACAAGUCAUUGGUGCGGACAUCCCUUGCAGCACUUGCAACGACAUGCAAAACAUUCCACGAACCCGCGAUGAACGAGCUUUGGGCUGACAUACAUGGAUUAAUUCCACUGCUAGGCUGUGUAACAAGGUUGCGUCCAAUAAUAUACUGUACAGAGACACAGCACUCCUGGCAUGACCCUGCUUACUUAGGCGGCCUCGAACCAUUAUCGGAGAAUGAAGCCCGCGAAUUCUUGCGUCACGCUGCCCGUGUGCGCUCAAUGAAUCUCGAUCUAGCGUCUCAGCGCAAUUUUCGCCUUCUCUCAGUCCUCCCCAAGGAGACAUGCAUGUUCCCAAGACUGCAGUCGUUGGUCAUGGAUAUUCGUCCGACUAGAUACUUGCAUCUCUUCCUGUCUCCCACGCUGCGUCGUUGUGUCCUACCGGACAUUUAUCCGGGUUUGACAUUGAUUGUGACCCAUUGUGCUGCUUUGGAGCACUUAUGUAUUAUGGACUCCGGGAAAACCACAGCACAUAAGCUAUCCCUGCAAUCUGACAGUGUCCGUAUGUGCGAGCGGCUUGUAGCACUGUCUUGUCCACCCCUCAACUGGGCAGCAUGGGAGCACCUGUCCAACCUCCUUACUCUUGUCGCAGUCACGGUUAAUAUGGAGAAUAUAGUCCCUUCCCCAUCGGACCUCAAUAAUGUCAACUUCGGAUCUUUCCUCAACCUCACAACUCUUUGUUUCAGAGCAGACACGGCUGCAUACAUCACAACACUCAUGCAACACUCAGAAUUCCCUUCGCUGAAGAGAUUUGGGCUUGCUGUCGAUAAAUUGCCUUGGGCAGAGGCUAAACGGCUUUUUCUUGCGAUGUCCCAAUGCAUAGCAUCACAGACCCUUGAAGACAUUACCAUCAGGUCAUACAUUCCAGGAGUUCAGGAUCCCUUGGGCAACUCGUUGACAGCAAUCACACAAUUCUGUCCUUGUACGCAGCUCCGAACCCUAGAACUUGAUUUUCCUUAUUGCUGCGCCCAACUUGACAACGACCUUCUUUUCGAAGCCAUGUCGUGUUGGCCACACAUCCGCUCGCUGAAGUUGGAAGACUGGCGUUAUCAUCAAGCUACCAUCACCUUCCGUGGACUAUUCGCAGCGCUCCGUCAAUGUCUCCAUUUGGAUGAACUCAGUAUCUUAAUGGACACUGUGAAUAUCGACAUUGACCCUGCGGCGGAGACGUUUCGGCAUACAUCUCUACAAACAUUGUAUGUGGGCACCGCUCAGGUAGAAGAUACAGAAGCUGUUGCUCGUAUCAUCUUCUCUAUGCUCCCUUGCGUCGACGAGGUCGACAUCAGCCCCAGCGGCCACACGAACGCGUGGCGCGAGGUCCAGGAGCAUCUUAAUCGUUUCAAAUCUUCCUCGGUCCUCGAUGACUGAUGACCAUAUCACAGGUUGCCAUCAAUACUUAGAACUUAAAAUAUGGGAGGUGGAGACGAACAAGGGAGAUCUGCAAUGGAUGUCUCUACUGUAGAUCACCGAUACCUACGCCAUCACAGUUCAAACUCCAGACCACAGAUGCAGACGAUAUUUUGGUGGUGCUAUUACUAGCUGUCACUAGCUGCUGGCCGUUCUAACCCAAGCUGAGCAUUUCA